This is a messenger RNA of Aspergillus alliaceus, 2093 nucleotides long. RefSeq lists its product as uncharacterized. The record is from RefSeq and is a predicted model, not a curated record. The transcript has a single exon. NCBI's taxonomy places the organism in Eukaryota, Fungi, Ascomycota, Eurotiomycetes, Eurotiales, Aspergillaceae. The coding region runs from base 306 to 1922 and encodes 538 amino acids.
CUAAGUGCCGUACUUUCACUCUCCUGCUUCUCCCUUAAUGCACCAUGUCUCUAUAUUUCUUUUUUGCUUUCCAAAAUCCAUUUCAUCUCCACCCUCCAAGCCUCUUAUCUCCUAUUCACUCCUGCUUGCUUUGGUCUGUACUUCUUGUGAGUUGGUAACACUUGUUGGAAGUCAUUUGCUACUUCUAUCUACUGUGCUAUAAACCAAUUUUGCAAAGUCCUUUUUGCUUUUUGCUCCUUUCUGCCCCUCUUGCCCAUAUUCCUUGCCUUGAUCUCUCAAACGAAGCUCAACAUUCGGUUCCAAGCAUGCCUUACAGCAUUCACUGCACUACAACCAGCAAGAAGUCAAUUUCUACUGUCUUCAAACUAAGGAGGAGCUGGGAGGCGAUAAACUGUGCACAACCCUUCUUGGGAAAUGACCCUAUAUCACUCCCCGAUGAAGGGUCACUGCAUCAAGCCUCAGGACUAGAGACCCUAGAGGGGUAUUCCAGCGAUCUAUCCGAGACUGAGUCAAUGCACUCUGAAGACUCUACCGAGCUGGAAAUCCAAAAGCCAAGGGAUGGCUCCCCCACUUAUAUCGUGAGUCAUCCUUGGGAGGUCGUGGAUUACCAUCUGUACCUUUGCUCCGUGGAAGGGGGGAAAGAUACACAUACAAGGCGCAAUGGGAUGCUUGUGUAUGAUGGCAUUGAUUGUCGUCCUGUGUACUACAGUGAGCUUUUGGAAGGUGGUUUUGAGCGAUGCAAUAUUGGAGAAAUACCUCGGUUCCUAUUUUGGGACUUGCCCAUUGCCGACUUAGGUCCUUCCUUCAAUGGCAGGCACUAUGUCCUGGGAUUUGACUACAACAGCAGAACCCUAUUUGCUCGCCAUUUUGAUUGGAUCCCUGACAAGACUGAUGAUCUCUGGUGUGUGUGGGACCUUGGGUUCACCAUGUAUAGUGUCACCAUUCCGGACCUCGUCAUCCUUCUGGACUCCGGCCUCUCGGAGGAUAUGCACGUUGGUCUGGGUCUCCUUAGUUCAAGUCCCUAUUGCAUAGCUAUGGGGUCAAAUGAUGAUCCAGGGAUGGAGAUUGUCAUUACCAUUCUCUUUUGCCAGUGGAUCUUGGAUUUUGCCGAAGCCUUUUUCGAGCAGGAUGUGAAUACUUUGGAUAUAUUCAAGAGGCGGAUCGCCCACUACAUGGAAGAGUGCCGUGUCAUUCUAGCACGAGCUUCGUACAGAGCAUGGUUCGCUUUACGGGACGGCUAUAGAAAGGCGGCAUGCCAGCGGAACUCGUUUAUCGACAAGUUUACUAGCGACCUUUUCACUUUUAGUAAGUCCAUAGAGAGUGGCAGCUUGAAGAAUCAGUCUUGGCGUGCACCAAGCUUGGAGACUUGCAACUUGCUUCGCCAUAAGGACCGAGUUCAGAGAAGGGCGAAGACGGAGCAACGACUUGAAAGUCUCUUCACCAUUCCAGACAAUUACACCCCUCCAGGAAGACCCCAGGAAGUCCUGGAGAGGAUGGUAAUCAAGACGAAAGAGAGCCUAGCUGCGUUUCGCCCUGCUGAAACUCACAGAACUCGACCUUCGUGUCAAUAUGAGUCCUUCCCUCUACACCCUUGGAGCUCAAUGUCCUCCAAAACUCUCAAAUUCAAGGAUGAAGAGCUUGAAGUGACGGAACACCACGGAAUCCCACUUUCUCUCCUAUUGAAGCGCAUCAUGGAUCUCAUUGAGACCCGGCCAGAGUUGGACUCCCCCGAGAAUCGUGCUUGUUUUGGAGAGCUGCUUAAUGAACUCGGACUUGGCGUCAAACAAAGAUCCAUGGACGAUCCUUCAGUCCCUCCCAAAUUAGGGUCUGGAAAUGACAGUCUGAAGUUAGAAGUAUACUCGAUGAUACAGCCAAAGGCGCUGCUCACCCAUCAUCUACGUUCCAGAUUGGCUCUUGACUAGGUUACUUGAUAUCACACCCCAUCAUGAUUGUUAUUCUAAACUUUGUUAGAGUAUGGUGGGUUUCGAGCCCCUUUCCAUCUUCGUUCCGUUGCUUUUCUCAACCACGAGGAAAAGCAAAAAAAAUAAAAUAAAAUAAAAUUUUUACAAAAAAAGAAAAAGGGAAAGGGAAAA